Molecule: messenger RNA, 1893 nt
Organism: Exophiala aquamarina CBS 119918
Lineage: Eukaryota; Fungi; Ascomycota; Eurotiomycetes; Chaetothyriales; Herpotrichiellaceae
Exons: 1
Coding region: 1-1893 (630 amino acids)
Biological process (GO): regulation of DNA-templated transcription; DNA-templated transcription
Cellular component (GO): nucleus
Molecular function (GO): DNA-binding transcription factor activity, RNA polymerase II-specific; transcription cis-regulatory region binding; zinc ion binding
Source: RefSeq, a predicted model, not a curated record
AUGUCUGAAACAUCCAGCUCAGGACAAUUUGACUCACAGAAGUCGGCCCCUGCACCUACGUCUGCUCCGUCCGCAACGCUGGGAACCCUCCCACGGCAUACGGUAAAUCAUCGAGCUUGCAAAGAGUGCCGCCAGCAGAAGCUCCGGUGCGACCUAGUCAAUGCGGAGGAUGCUGAGUCAAGCAACUGCUCACGAUGCCGAAAAUUAGGAUUAGAUUGCAGAAUUGAGGAAACGUUCAAGAGAACCAGAAAGAGAAAGAGAUCGCGUGACUAUGAGCAAGAGAUCGAACAGCUAAAGCAGCAACUUUCUGUACAGACAGCCAGCCCGCCAUUGUUAUGGAGUACCUCUGCGCCGGCCGCAGCUGCGGCUUCGUUGACCGGCCCAAUCGAGGGCAUUUCUCAAGAGGAAAGGAGCGGCGCAGACGUGCCAUUGUUUAAGGCCAUGACUCUAUCCACGACUGUACCAGAGGGCGUCUCGCCCGGAGCUCCUGAUCCCUCCAUCAUUCCAGGAGUAACCACCGUCCCCCUAGAUACAAGUCUGGUAUCGCGAAGACUAACGGCGACAUUGAACACUGGCCGAGUAGUUCUCGGCCAUAUCGAGCUGAGUGCGCAAGACGUCAACGAGCUUUUCGACCUUUACUUCCUAACAUAUCAUCCUUAUCUGCCGUUCCUUGACAGUGCAACCACUCCACAGCAAUACCUUGAGGCCUCUCCCCCGCUUUUCUGGAUGAUUAUCUCAAUUGCAGCGCGACGUCUAUCCACAAAUCCAACGCUGCUGACAGGACUAGCCAGAUCAGUCCCGGAUCUUGUUUGGAAAGCACUCCAGGGUUUGCCACACACCCUGGGCUUGAUACAAUGCCUGAUCUUGAGUUGUACGUGGCCGUUUCCUGUGAGCAGCACCACCAUCGAUCCGUCGUACAUGCAUGUCGGUAUAAUGAUGCAAGCUGCUAUGCAAAUGGGCUUGCACAGACCAGCAAAUCCGGAGGACUUCACAAAAUACCACUUGAAGCUGAGCAAUGGCCAAAUUGCCGAACGACGACGCACAUGGAUUGCAUGCAACAUCGUUGCACGCUUAGUGAGCAUGGGCGUUGGCCUACCAACUCCUUCCCCAUUGACCAACCCAUCCUUAAUGUCUCUUUCCAAUCUGGAUGCGAUGCAAGACCACCAGUUGGAUUUUGUUCUCAGGUGCACUGAGAGACUCCACGUUCCAGACUUAAGUUCUUCACGCGAUCGCCCUACUCUAUAUGCUAUCCUAGAACACGAAAUCUCCCAGCUGGAAGCUAACAUGGAUGCAGCAUCAAAGUAUCAAGUCCUCUACCUGCUCAGCACUAAACUUAAUCUUCAGACCUGGUUUUUGUUCGACGAACCAGCGGUACCAGGUUACGCCCACCGAAUUGGUAUGCUGUAUUCCACUGCUUGUGCUAUGGUUCAGCAUAUUCAACCAUUUCAAGAGGGCCAAUUCCCAAACGACCUCCCGAGUUCCCUGCCCUUCUUUUGCUACCAGAGCUUUGUUUGUGCUGCGUUUGUGCUGCUCAAGAUCUUAAAGAAUGCUUAUUUCGCGUCGAUUCUAGAUGCUGCUUCUGGAACCAAGCUUUUAAACUGUGCUAUCAUGUCGCUACGACGGAUUUCGGUCACCAAUAACGAUUUGCCAGGCAGAUUGAGCGACGUCCUUGCUUAUCUUUGGACCUAUCCCGAACGAACUCUUGUCAGUGGACAGGAUAUUCGAGGACUCAAGUUGAAGGUUCAAAGUCGAAUGAGCAUGAGCAUCGUCUACGACUCUCUCUGGCGAUGGCGAGAACAAUUUCAACGCGACCAAGCUUCGGGGGUGACCAUUGAGCAGAAUAAUGGUAAGAAUUGCUCCAUUUCUAUGUCUUUGCCUAGAAUCCUGUACUGA